Messenger RNA from Pseudophryne corroboree (corroboree frog), 1008 nucleotides. Its product is annotated as 41 kDa spicule matrix protein-like. Lineage: Eukaryota; Metazoa; Chordata; Amphibia; Anura; Myobatrachidae. Bases 1 to 1008 code for a protein of 335 amino acids. The transcript has a single exon. The record is from RefSeq and is a predicted model, not a curated record.
AUGAGCGGUGAUGGACCUGUGAUGAGCGGUGAUGGGCCUGUGAUGAGCGGUGAUGGGCCUGGGAUGAGCGGUGAUGGGCCUGGGAUGAGCGGUGAUGGGUCUGGGGUGAGCGGUGAUGGGUCAGGGAUGAGCGGUGAUGGGUCUGGGGUGAGCAGUGAUGGGCCUGGGAUGAGCGGUGAUGAGCCUGUGAUGAGCGGUGAUGGACCUGGGAUGAGCGGUGAUGGACCUGGGAUGAGCAGUGAUGGGCCUGUGAUGAGCGGUGAUGGGCCUGUGAUGAGCGGUGAUGGACCUGUGAUGAGCGGUGAUGGGCCUGUGAUGAGCGGUGAUGGGCCUGUGAUGAGCGGUGAUGGGCCUGUGAUGAGCGGUGAUGGACCUGUGAUGAGCGGUGAUGGGCCUGUGAUGAGCGGUGAUGGGCCUGUGAUGAGCGGUGAUGGGCCUGUGAUGAGCAGUGAUGGGCCUGUGAUGAGCGGUGAUGGGCCUGGGAUGAGCGGUGAUGGGUCUGUGAUGAGUGGUGAUGGGCCUGUGAUGAGCGGUGAUGGGCCUGUGAUGGGCGGUGAUGGGCCUGUGAUGAGCGGUGAUGGGUCUGGGAUGAGCGGUGAUGGGCCUGUGAUGAGCGGUGAUGGACCUGUGAUGAGCGGUGAUGGGCCUGUGAUGAGCGGUGAUGGGCCUGGGAUGAGCGGUGAUGGGCCUGUGAGCGGUGAUGGACCUGGGAUGAGCGGUGAUGGGCCUGUGAUGAGCUGUGAUGGGCCUGGGAUGAGCGGUGAUGGGCCUGGGAUGAGCGGUGAUGGACCUGGGAUGAGCGGUGAUGGACCUGGGAUGAGCUGUGAUGGGCCUGGGAUGAGCGGUGAUGGGCCUGGGAUGAGCGGUGAUGGACCUGGGAUGAGCGGUGAUGGACCUGGGAUGAGCGGUGAUGGGCCUGGGAUGAGCGGUGAUGGACCUGGGAUGAGCGGUGAUGGACCUGGGAUGAGCGGUGAUGGGCCUGGGAUGAGCGGGUCCUCAGAUGUAUGA